UCUUUAUCCCAUAUAAGUCGCUGACCUUUCUUCUCCGUCCAUCACUCUCUUUAUUAUCUCCCUCCCCUCUCUCUCUCUCUCUAGGCUUCUCUACUCUCUUGAACUAUAAGUAGCAAAAGCCACAAUCUUCUUAGCUGAUCUUUGUUGCAGAUGGGUCGAUCACCGUGUUGUGAUAAGGUUGGUUUGAAGAAAGGGCCGUGGACACCGGAAGAAGAUCAGAAACUGUUAGCUUACAUCGAAGAACAUGGCCAUGGAAGUUGGCGAGCUUUGCCUGUAAAAGCUGGACUUCAGAGAUGUGGCAAGAGUUGCAGACUAAGGUGGACUAAUUAUCUCAGACCUGAUAUUAAGAGAGGAAAGUUCAGUUUACAGGAAGAACAAACCAUCAUUCAACUCCAUGCUCUCUUAGGAAACAGGUGGUCGGCUAUAGCCACUCACUUGCCCAAAAGAACAGACAAUGAGAUCAAGAACUAUUGGAAUACCCAUCUCAAGAAAAGGCUGGCCAAGAUGGGUAUUGAUCCAGUAACCCACAAGCCCAAGAAUGAAACUCUUUUGUCCAGUGAUGGUCAGUCCAAGAAUGCGGCCAACCUUAGCCACAUGGCUCAGUGGGAGAGCGCUCGGCUCGAAGCCGAAGAAAGACUAGUGAGACAAUCUAAGCUACGUUCAAAUCCGCUUGGCUCGCUCGGCUUCACAUCGGCUUCAACCCCGGUGAACAAGACGGGAGCACCACCGGUGCCACCCCGGUGUCUUGACAUACUAAAAGCUUGGAAUGAUGUGUGGAAACCAAGUGAUCAAGCUAGUGGUAGUGGUGGUGGUGCUCAUGGUGGUGCCUUGAUUCCCGGGCUCGGUGGCGACCUCGAGUCGCCGACGUCAACACUUAGUUACUCAGAAAAUGCAACGGCGAUGCCAGCCACUGGAAUCGGAGAAAGCUCAACGGCUUUUAUUGAGUUUGUGGGGAAUUCGAGUUCUUGUGAGGGUCCAAUCAUGAAAGAAGAAGGUGAAGAGGAGUGGAAAGGGUUUGGAAAUAAUGUGUCUUUUACGUCGGGACUUAAUGAUAUGACGACGUGCAUGGAAAGUGCAUGGACACAUGAGUCUCUUAAGGCAGGUACUAAUUAUGAACAUGAGCAUGUUCACAGUGGAACUUUUGUGGAGAAGUUCACGGACCUUUUGCUAAACAAUUCCGGCGACCGGAGUUUGUCCGAUGGCAGCGGAGGAUCUGAUAGUGGCGGCGAUGGCAGCGGUGACGGUGGUGGUAGUGACUACUAUGAAGAUAACAAGAAUUACUGGAAUAGCAUUCUUAAUUUGGUCAAUUCCUCCCCUCCUGAUUCACCCAUGUUCUAAAACUGUCUCAUAAUCAAUUUUAUGUAGAACUCUCUCUCUCUCUCUCUCUCUCUCAUGUGAAUUAUUAAUAGUUAAUGCAAUGUUUCGUAUCAAUGAGGUGAAGUGGUACUAUUUCAUUCUCCUCUGCAGGCAAUAAUUCAACUCGUUUGAGCCAACUCAGUGAAUGUUUACGUAUAUAUUAUGUGUCAUAGUUUUUCUUUGUUUA
Messenger RNA from Cornus florida, 1543 nucleotides. Its product is annotated as transcription factor MYB16-like. The coding region runs from base 151 to 1338 and encodes 395 amino acids. Lineage: Eukaryota; Viridiplantae; Streptophyta; Magnoliopsida; Cornales; Cornaceae. The record is from RefSeq and is a predicted model, not a curated record. The transcript has 3 exons.